GGCUAGAAAACGCAUUGAGAGAUCUUGGCGGUGACUGUAGUCAGGUUACCCUACCAUAUUGGGACUGCACUGCGGAAUACUACGCAGACUUCAUAGAACCGGACUCUGCUAAGCACUCAAUUAUCUUCUCAGAUAAAUUUGCAGGCAACGGGGAAUUUGUAAGAAACGGAGCAUUCAAAGACUGGGGACUUGUCCGAGAUGUCUCAUAUGGUUGGAUGCUGUUUGGUCGAGACCGAAUUGAGAGAUUAAAAAGAGAAGGGACAAAUGAUAGGAUAGCAAACCCAUAUGAUAGCUUGUCUAUAGAAUCGGACCAUAAUAGGAUACAUAAUUUUGUCGGCGGUGGUCUUCUGGAUAUAAGCAACGCUCCUAGAGAUCCCAUGUUUUUUUUGUUACAUUGUUAUAUUGAUUAUGUUUGGCAGGAAGUUAGGCUAGCAAUGCACGCUCGUGGUUUAGAUCCACAAAUAUACCCGUUUACAAGGGACUCCAACCAUUAUAAAGAUUUACCAAUGGACGGAUUUGGAGAUUGGACCAAUGAAGAGGGAUAUUCGAACCAAUGGUAUGGAAGACACGUGCGAUACGAACAGUCCUUUGACUGUGCGUCUAGAUGUGACGGCAUUGAAGGGUUAAGAUGCAUGGAUGUUAGCGAGGGAUGGGAGCGGCGGCGACAGUGUGUGUCUGUACGGCAAACACCAGUUACAACUCUACCACCUAUUACAACUCUUCCACCAUGGUGGAACUGGUGGAAUAGGAGGAAAAAGCGUGCUGUCGAUAGUCAACACGCCCACGACUGUGGCUCUGCUCAUUCCAGAAAAGCCUUGGAACCUAAAGUCCUUGUUUGUGAUAGACAAACCUGUCCAUCAGGACCAUCGUCCAUGCAGAACACGUUUAUUCUUAAUGACGUCACAGACGCCUCUCUUUGGGUUUACAUUCCUAUCAAGGUAAUUUAUGAAAGACCUCGAGGACUACAGUUCCAUGCGUAUGCCUGCUACACGGGAAAACACGCCCCCGCCAUCAACUCAACUAUCGACAUAUAUGAUCCAGCGUUUAACCCUGAUCUAGCACGACAUUUGUAUACCGGGGAAGCUCGAUCUUACGAGUCCUGUCGAAUCAGUGGCGAAGGUGCUGCGAAGAUUUUUAUAAGGGCUGAUGGCAUCAACUACAGUGGGAACUCUAUGGAAUAUGCCAUUAUGGACGAACGCUAUCCAUUAAGUUCACAAAAGGCAUUCAUCCCGAUAAAGGAUCCAACUAUCAAUGAUACAGAAGUGUGUUUACUGGCUUACGAUUCGUGCGGCAGACUUUGUCUACCCACAUGUCGUCUGAAGGGAUCCCAUCCACCUGCUUACGCACCCUGUACCGGCUGUGUCAGAGUCAACAAUGCCUACCCAAGGAUGUACGGACGGUCAAUAGCAGAUAUUGUAGCUGUACAGUGGAGCUUCAAUGACGUCGGCUACACUCAAUUCCUUGAUCCAACUGAGUCAGAUGAAGAUGUAUUUUUGAAGUUUGUUUGCGAUUCUUCCUCCAAAUUCCCAUGGCAACGGCAGGGACCUUCGUAUAACUAGUACUCUAUCGAAAAGUAAAUAUUUUUUCUUCUAAUUAAAACAAAAAACAUGUUUUGUUUAGGUAAUAGUAUAAGUUUAUUUUAAUCUUCUUUAUUAUGUUAAGAACAAAUAAAAUAAAAUAAGU
This is a messenger RNA of Mizuhopecten yessoensis (Yesso scallop), 1683 nucleotides long. RefSeq lists its product as uncharacterized. Lineage: Eukaryota; Metazoa; Mollusca; Bivalvia; Pectinida; Pectinidae. Bases 216 to 1559 code for a protein of 447 amino acids. Gene Ontology annotation, molecular function: oxidoreductase activity. The record is from RefSeq and is a predicted model, not a curated record. The transcript has a single exon.